This is a messenger RNA of Malassezia vespertilionis, 918 nucleotides long. RefSeq lists its product as uncharacterized. The transcript has 2 exons. Gene Ontology annotation, cellular component: cytoplasm; ribonucleoprotein complex; nucleus. The record is from RefSeq and is a predicted model, not a curated record. NCBI's taxonomy places the organism in Eukaryota, Fungi, Basidiomycota, Malasseziomycetes, Malasseziales, Malasseziaceae. The coding region runs from base 1 to 918 and encodes 305 amino acids. Gene Ontology annotation, molecular function: mRNA binding.
AUGGACGGUCCUACGCGUUUGUAUGUCGGCCAUCUCCCCCCAGAUGUGCACCGCGACGAUCUUGGCGACUUUUUUUGUCGCGUUGGUCGUGUAAUUGAUGUGCGCGUCCUCAGCGGAUUUGGGUUUGUGGAGUUCGAAAACCCGCGCGACGCCGAUGCUGCCGUACAGGACUUUGACGGUGCAUCGUUCAUGGGCGAACGUCUCAUGGUCCAAUUUGCAAAGCAACCGCAGCGUCGCGAUCGCGAUCGCGAUGAUGGCUUCCGUAGCCGCGACCGUGACCGCGAUCGCGACUCGUUCGGCCCUCCCCGUGCCCGUUCUGAUCGUCCGCCCCGCAACGCACCGCGCCGUGGAAUGUACCGCAUUGUUGUAUUCAAUCUGCCAGAGGGUACAAGCUGGCAGGAUUUGAAGGACAUCGGCCGCGAAUACGGCUCGAUCACCUUCUCUAACAUCAACCGCUCGCGUCCUGACGAGGGUGUCAUCGAGUACGACAACCGCGAGGACUACGAGCUGGCGCUGUCCAAGAUUGAGGGCACAGAGCUGGGCGGCUCGCGUUUGCGUGUCGAGCCCGAGGGCGAGGUACCGCCGCCGUCGAUGGAUAGGCGCGAGCGCAGCCCCGGUCCCGAAAGGCGCCACCGCGACGACGGCUAUCCUCCGCGCGACGGUGACCGCUGGCGUAACGAGCGCCCCCCUAGGCGCGACUACCGCGACGAACGCCCGCCGCCGCCCAUGCGCGAGGACGAACGGGAGCCGCCACCUCCGCGCGAGGACGAGCGCGAGCUGCUCCCUUCCCGUGAGGACGAGCGCGAGCCGCUUCCUAUUCGCGAGGAUGAGCAUGAAGACGACGCCCCUGCUGAGCGUGCCGAGCCGCCGAGCGCCCCCGAGUUCGAGGAGCCGGUCGACGACGCGCCUGCUUCGUAG